UUCCAGGCAGAAAGAAGAAGAAAUGUUAUAACAGAGCAGCAAGUCCCAUGAUCCUAGCUAACAGGUGGUAUGGCUGUGACUGCUGAGGUGGAGAGUCCUCAAAGAGCCUACUCUACUUUCUAUCUAUCAGUGGGAGUCUGUAAGACCAGUAUUAUAAUGAUCAGCUACCAUGUAUUGAAAGGCUAUUUCACCAAGGGAGUCUCGCUCUGUCGCCAGGCUGGAGUGAAGUGGCACAAUCUCAGAUCACUGCAACCUCUGCCUCCCAACUUCAAGCACUUCUCCUGCCUCAGCCUCCCGAGUAGCUGUGACUACAGGGAAUUAAACUUAGGGUCUCUCACCUGAGCAUGGAGUGGAACUGGGCAUAUAAGAAAGGCUAUGUGAAUACAUAGCAAGAGGGUAACCCCUGCAAAUCAAAGGAAGAGCCUCACUAGACACCAACAUGGUGAGCACCUGAAAUUCCAGUCAUCAGAACUGUGAGAAAAUAAACUUGUUAUUUAAGCCACCCAAUCUGUGGUAUUGUUAU
Symphalangus syndactylus (siamang) is the source of this 523-nucleotide messenger RNA. Its product is annotated as protein GVQW1-like. The record is from RefSeq and is a predicted model, not a curated record. Lineage: Eukaryota; Metazoa; Chordata; Mammalia; Primates; Hylobatidae.